This is a messenger RNA of Odontomachus brunneus, 1502 nucleotides long. RefSeq lists its product as uncharacterized. Gene Ontology annotation, biological process: sensory perception of smell; detection of chemical stimulus involved in sensory perception of smell. Gene Ontology annotation, cellular component: plasma membrane. Gene Ontology annotation, molecular function: olfactory receptor activity; odorant binding. The transcript has 3 exons. Lineage: Eukaryota; Metazoa; Arthropoda; Insecta; Hymenoptera; Formicidae. The coding region runs from base 1 to 1221 and encodes 406 amino acids. The record is from RefSeq and is a predicted model, not a curated record.
AUGUGGAAUGCGGUACGAAUCAGGCACUUGAUCGAAAUCAGGACGAAAUCAAAGAUACGCAUGAGCAAGGUGGAGGAGGUCGCUCACGGAUUAAUUAUAACACAAUUUGCGCACCUAAUCUCGAACAAAUCUUACUAUCAUUGGAAUGAGACGUUUGACCGACCGUUCACCGUGAUCUUCCAGGCGACUCCGAUGUGCGUCUACUUCGCGGAGAUCUACCUGCACUGUAACGGCGCGAAGGAAUCCUUCGACCAUGUGACGCCAUGCGCCGCAGCCGCGUUAGCCCUCACGAGGCUCAUCACACCUCGCAUUCAUCGGCGUGAGUUGAUCGAAGUGGUCACCUCUAUGGUGGACGAUUGGGCCACGCAGCAGGAUAAGCGGGUGCGUUGGGUCAUGAAGAAGUACGCGACGCUGUCCAAACGCGUGACGACGUUCACCUUUUUUCUGGUGGGCGUCAUAGUGGGUGUUUACAUCUUCAUGGCGGUAUCGGCGGUCACGGCGAAGGAGGCUGAGUUCGAUCGCGAGAUCGACAAUGUGAGCGCGAGCCAGCCGGCGAACGAGAUGCUGUCCUGCGUGUUUCGGGGCGAAGCGGCGCGCCAAGCGUUCAUGGUCGUCCAGGCGAUGCAAAUGUUCAUCACCGGCAUAUUGACCUUCGGCACUACCAGCUUCUUCUUCGGCCUGGCGAUGCACCUGUGCAGCCAAUUCGAUGCGCUCAGCAUUCAACUAUCCGAUUUUCGCGUCGACCGGGCGCGUUACGCGAUAGCCGAAGCGGUCAAACGACAUUGCCACCUCAUUCGCAUGGCCAAUUGUAUGGAGGAGUCGUUUAACGCGAAUGUUUUGAUAUACCUGUUCGUGACCACCACUCUCAUGUGUAUAGACGGAUUCAUGUUGAUAGUAUCGUUGAAAGUCGGCGACGUGCCCAUGAUUAUACAUAACGCUAGCGUUUUACUGCUCAUGAUGAUCCAACUGUCCUUUUACACCUUCGCCGGCGACUGCCUGGAGAUGAGGAGCGCCGCGCUGUCCUACGCCACUUACGAUUGCGCUUGGUACGAGCUGCCGGCCAGCAUCGCCAGGGACAUACGAUUCAUCCUGAUGCGAGUCAGUAUCCCUCAUCAACUGACAGCCGGGAAAUUCGUGGUAAUGAACAUGAUAACGUUCAAGGACAUCCUGAAGUCCACGGCAUCGUAUCUGUCGGUCCUGCGCGUUAUGGUGGACGAGUGAGUUCCUUCACGUCUAGAUCUUCAACAUCUGUGCAAUACCAUUGCACUUGUUUAGAACAAUUAUUGCCGACAAAAUUUCCCGCUCUUCCUUCGUCACUUCGGCAGCUAUGUUUGAAUUUGAAGAAAGAAUUUAUAGAUUAGCUUGAAGUAACUUAAAAUAAAGCUUAAUUACAAAUUAUGCAAUCGAUGGAGGUUUGUUCCUUGACUUUGAAAAUUUGCGAGCAAAUGUCGCGGUAUUUUGAUGAAGGUGCGACAUGAGUUUCUCUUCAACGACAUUUUUGC